GUCCAGCUUGCGUCCAUUUUCUCUUUUUCCUCCUCUCCUUCCUCUCCUGUCUCCAGCUUCUUCUUUUUUUUUUUCCUUGCGACGGCUUCUCCCUAGACGACCACCUCUUUCGUUAUACACUCCGGCAGCCUGUCUGCGUAGAACUUGUGCGCUUAAUCAGUAAUACUCCUCGCUCUCUACCGCCUACCGCCACCCCCCACACACUUCGACAAAAUGCCUUUCGCUCCUGGUGACUCCAAGAAGGGUGCGGGCCUCUUCAAGACCCGGUGCGCCCAGUGCCACACGCUGGCGGCGGGUGAGGGCAACAAGGUCGGCCCUGCGCUUCACGGCCUGUUCGGUCGAAAGUCUGGCCAAGUCGAAGGGUUCUCCUACACGGACGCCAACAAGCAAAAGGGCGUUACCUGGGAGGAGAGCUCGCUCUUCGACUACCUAGAGAACCCGAAGAAGUACAUCCCCGGUACCAAGAUGGCGUUCGGCGGUCUCAAGAAGGAAAAGGACAGGAAUGACCUCAUCACGUUCAUGAAGGAGGCGACGGCGUAGACGACGAUUACGAGACAGACGUGUACCAAUACCAUCGCAUAGACAGGAACCGGCCCGUUGUGUAUUUAUAGACUACUAGACCGUGGUGGGCGCCGCUACGGGCGCGGACUUACAUAUCCAUCUCCUCUUUUUUUUUACAACGGCGUGUAUGCGGUCAAAAAGAAUGCUGGGAUUUUCAGGCUUCUUGGCCCCCUCCCGGAGGCUUGGAAGAUAGACUCUUUACUCAUCGACAGCAAUCAACAUUUAUGCAUAUUCCCAGAGCUAUUACGACCUAAUGAAAACCAAACCACAAUACCUACAUGCACACACACACAUAUAUACCUAUGCACAACUCCUCUCUAGAUGGACGCGGUGCAACCGAUGCGACC
This is a messenger RNA of Durotheca rogersii, 908 nucleotides long. Its product is annotated as cytochrome c-like domain-containing protein. The record is from RefSeq and is a predicted model, not a curated record. Gene Ontology annotation, biological process: mitochondrial electron transport, ubiquinol to cytochrome c; mitochondrial electron transport, cytochrome c to oxygen. Gene Ontology annotation, molecular function: electron transfer activity; heme binding. The transcript has 4 exons. NCBI's taxonomy places the organism in Eukaryota, Fungi, Ascomycota, Sordariomycetes, Xylariales, Xylariaceae. Bases 214 to 540 code for a protein of 108 amino acids. Gene Ontology annotation, cellular component: mitochondrial intermembrane space.